UUCAUGUAGUCGGUGCUUUGAAUAAAAUUGUUACAGUUCCGGAAUCGUACGGACUGUGCUUGAGUUCUUUGUUUUUGGGCUGAAUUUUCUCUCCGGGCAUAGAGAAAACCAACUUUCUUUCUCGGCGACCAAACGGGCGUUGACGAAGGGAGAUUUGCGCUUGAAGAAGGGAGAUUUUGCAGGCAGUUCGAACGCAUUUUCUCAUGGAUUCUGGCAUUUUCCUCUUGCUUUCUCUCUGCUUCCUCUCUCUCUUGCCUGAUCUCGCGCAUUCUUCUCUUCGAUUACCUGGAUUGCUCGGUGACAAAAAAAUACAUGGAUCGAUGCGCAGAUUGACAUCUGGUGCUUCUUCUUAUGCGUUUGAUCCGGCUCGAGUUACUCAAAUCUCUUGGCAUCCGAGGGCUUUUAUAUAUAAGGGGUUUUUGACUGAUAAGGAGUGUGAUCAUCUUAUUACUCUGGCCAAGGAUAAGUUAGAGAAAUCUAUGGUGGCUGACAAUGAAUCAGGAAAGAGCAUAGCCAGUGAAGUUCGGACUAGCUCUGGCAUGUUUCUCAGAAAGGCUCAGGAUGACGUAGUCGCCAAUAUUGAGGCUAGAAUUGCUGCGUGGACCUUCCUCCCUGAAGAAAACGGGGAGGCCAUCCAAAUACUGCAUUAUGAGCAUGGUCAAAAGUAUGAACCCCAUUUUGACUAUUUUCAUGACAAGGCCAAUCAACAACUGGGCGGGCACCGUGUUGCUACUGUACUAAUAUAUUUAUCUGAUGUAACGAGGGGUGGUGAAACUGUCUUCCCCAGUUCAGAGGGUAAAAAUACUCAACCUAAGGACGAUACCUGGUCUGACUGUGCCAAAAAUGGCUAUGCAGUGAAACCUAUCAAGGGUGAUGCUUUACUGUUCUUCAGUCUUCAACUCAAUGCUACAACUGACCCGUUGAGCUUGCACGGGAGCUGCCCUGUCAUUGAGGGCGAAAAGUGGUCUGCGACCAAGUGGAUUCAUGUGAGAUCUUUCGACAAAACAUCAAAGCACGGUGAUGGUGACUGCACGGAUGAGAAUGAGAGCUGCGCAGGAUGGGCUGCCGCUGGAGAAUGUGCAAGGAAUCCACUCUAUAUGGUGGGCUCCGAUGAUGCCCCCGGGAAUUGCAGGAAGAGUUGCAGGGUCUGCUCCUCAUGAGACCGAGCCUUGGUCUCUUGCAUCUUGAUUUUGCCUAAAGAGGUGGUGAUGUGACUUAGCUAGGUUGUACAUGAUAUCGAUAACCUGAUAUUAAAAAUGCAAGAAAAGCCAAGGAAUGAAGAAGAAUUCUAAUUUACAUGGGCAGUGGAGGCAUCAGUAAACUUUUUGUUGUCGAACUUACAUACUUCAAUAUAUAUAUAUAUAUAUGUAGAAUUAGUAGA
This is a messenger RNA of Diospyros lotus (date-plum), 1381 nucleotides long. Its product is annotated as probable prolyl 4-hydroxylase 6. The transcript is spliced from 8 exons. Bases 204 to 1160 code for a protein of 318 amino acids. The record is from RefSeq and is a predicted model, not a curated record. Gene Ontology annotation, molecular function: iron ion binding; L-ascorbic acid binding; procollagen-proline 4-dioxygenase activity. Gene Ontology annotation, biological process: peptidyl-proline hydroxylation to 4-hydroxy-L-proline. Gene Ontology annotation, cellular component: endoplasmic reticulum. Lineage: Eukaryota; Viridiplantae; Streptophyta; Magnoliopsida; Ericales; Ebenaceae.